Messenger RNA from Penicillium cataractarum, 840 nucleotides. RefSeq lists its product as uncharacterized. The record is from RefSeq and is a predicted model, not a curated record. Lineage: Eukaryota; Fungi; Ascomycota; Eurotiomycetes; Eurotiales; Aspergillaceae. The coding region runs from base 1 to 840 and encodes 279 amino acids. The transcript has a single exon. Gene Ontology annotation, molecular function: hydrolase activity.
AUGUUCGAGAAAAUACACUCAAUCUUCAACAAACAUUCCACCCCCUUCCAGAUUCUCUCAGAUCUCCAUCUAGAGAUCAAUCAACAAUAUCUAUCCCUUGGGAUCCCCGUACGCGCCAAACAUCUCAUUCUCGCCGGUGACAUCGGGCGUUUAGUCGACUACGACAAUUACCGCGAUUUCUUACAAAAGCAAACAGAUCGGUUCGAGCUUGUCUUUCUUGUCCUCGGAAAUCAUGCAUUCUACAACGAAAUUUUUGCGACAGGAUUAGCGAACGCCAGACAACUCGAGCAGGAACCUUGCUUGAAUGGGCGUCUAGCCAUUCUCCACCGGACAAGCUAUGACGUCCCGGAGUCAAACGUUACUAUCCUCGGCUGUACACUCUGGUCCAAGGUCCCAGUUGACGCAAAAGAGAUUGUCCAGUCAAAAAUUCAAGACUUCAAAAAGAUCCAGGAUUGGACCAUUGACGAUCACAAUACAUCCCACGAGACAGAUCUUGCCUGGCUACUCAGCGAGAUUCAGUCACUACAAACUCAAAGCAAAAAUCAAAAACAAAAACGAUCUAUACUGAUCAUGACACACCACGCACCAUCACUGCAGAAUACAUCUAGUCCACAACAUGCGAAUAACCCGUGGAGCUCUGCCUUUGCAACUGAUAUCCUUUCGAAGAUUUCGGAUGUCAGCAGUGUUAAGGCUUGGGUUUUUGGGCAUACGCAUUACUCGACGGAAUUUAGGGAGAGGGGGGUACGAGUUUUGGCAAAUCAACGGGGGUACAUACUUCCGUGGAAUAAUGAGAAGGGGUUGAAGGAUGGGUUUGAUGUUGGGAAGGUUAUACAUGUAUGA